This is a messenger RNA of Diabrotica virgifera virgifera (western corn rootworm), 3064 nucleotides long. RefSeq lists its product as uncharacterized. NCBI's taxonomy places the organism in Eukaryota, Metazoa, Arthropoda, Insecta, Coleoptera, Chrysomelidae. Bases 254 to 1129 code for a protein of 291 amino acids. The transcript is spliced from 4 exons. The record is from RefSeq and is a predicted model, not a curated record.
CAACCAACAUCAACUUGAAAACAUUUCCUAGUAGCUAAUUAAUUUCUUUGUUUAGUGCUCUUAAUUCGACUGUGCAUCGCUCCAACGUUGGUGAACCUCAGCUGGACUAGAGCAGACUCUUUAAGUGGCUAAAAUUAAAUUAAGGGGACACGUAAUGCCCGGCCACCUACGCCUCAUUAAACAUUUUUGAAUAAUUUUUAGUGUUUACCUUAAUCUAGUUGUCUUUGCAUUAACUAGUAAGAAGGAAGUUACGAUGUUGUUUUUGGUGGUUUUUGGUGUUUGGUUUUCGGCCACCGUUAAGGCGGAUACGUCGAAUUAUUUCUGCGCCGAUAUGAACCCUCAGCAUCAUGUUAUUGUUGAUCAGCUGAUGGGUAUGUGGUUUGGCGUGGAAAUAAUAAACCACCAGGAGGAAAUGUUUCAAGCCAGAACAGAAUUUUCCUGUCCUGUUAUUCAUAUAUCAGAAGACAGGGAAGCAACUUCGACAUUUAACCCAUUGUACGGGGAUUACAACUACGCAUAUAACUAUGGAAAAGACCACCCUUAUGGCAUAACCUAUAGACCAACUACAGCAUAUACGGACCGAACGACCCAGAACGAAAUACGUCGAAGAAUCUACGAACAAACCGAAUAUGAUCGACAGACCACUUACGGAAACUACCCGAACAUUAGAAAACAGCACUUGUUCGAUAUGAGACAAACUGGAUUAGAUGUAAAAUACUUGAGACUGAUCUGGGAUGAGAAUGGAGAAAAUACUGAGUUCCAUAUAAGGUACAAUGUCAGCAGAUCAGGAUUUUGGAUAACCUCAGGCCCUGAAAGUGGCGGAGCUUCGCUUGAUCCCCAAUACAAACACUUCGCCGGUACCAUUCAAGUAUUAAAAGCCGUAGGAAACCACAUGGUUCUCACCUUCUGUCACCAACUUCCUGAAAGAAAACUGUACUCCAUUCUACUCUCUAGGAAUUUGAAACUAGACCAAGUUGAAGUGCUUGGAGUCCACAAUAUGUUGAACAGAAAGGGACUCAGAACCAAUUCUAUCAAACACACUUGUAGUAGUAGUAUUAAGAACGAGUUUAAUGUAUUAGUUAGUUUCGUAGGUUUGACUGUUUGUUGGUUACUUAAAUUCUAUUGGUAGUUCGUUAAGUAAUUAGUUUUUUGUGUAAUUACAAUUUUGUAAAAUAAUUGUAUGUUUAUGUAUGACAUGAAAUUAGAUCAUAUGGUUUAAAAAAUGAUCUAAAUAACUAUACGAUUUACGUAUUAUCGUCUCUUACAUUAUCAAAUGCCUUUCUCCAGUAAAUGAAUUGAAUUUACUGAAUUGAAUACUUUUUAUCGCUCGGUAUGAUGUUUUGGCACGGGCUCGAAAUCCGAUUUAGCGUCAUUCUAAAAAUCGAGAUGCAUGCAGUAUCUUUACCUGUAUACAGUAUAAUAAGUAAUAUACCUACAUGCAUAUAUUAUAAUACAACUUGAGAACGACUGGAUCGAUUUGGCAAUGUUGAUUUUAUAAUAUUUGUAUAAAAUAAAAUAAUUUAAGUCAAAUUAAAUUUAACACGUUGACGGACAGAACGUCUGUAGACGUCUACUUUCGAUUUAUGUAAGCAAGUGUCACAACCAGAGGUCACAACACUUGCUUAUACAUUUGACGCAAUGUCCGUCAACGUGUUAAUCAAAUCGAUUUCAUAUAAAAUAUAAAAUAAAAUCUCAUUAAUCUACAUGUAGUAACAACGCGCUAUAAAAAGUACUCACUUCAGUCGGCACUCCGUAAGUACAGCGCUCUUUUUUUUUAUUGAAAGAGCUGAAACAUCUUCCUUAAUAAAAUUAUAAUGUUAAGUAAGGUUAUCUUUGUCAACAAAAUUUUAAUUUUAGGUACUAAUAAACAAAAGGAAAGAAAGAAUUGACUUGAAAAGACUAGAGCUUGUUUUAUGAUGCAUAAUAAAAUUAUUUUGGCAUGAGUUGAUGAAAAGAUAGUAUUCGACCCAUGCAACGAAGAUUACAGUAACUCAAAAAACGUUACAUUUGACUUACUAUUAUGGUAUUAUUCUUCUUUUUAAGCUUUAUUUUGUAGAAAAGUAUGGUAAAUCAGGUAUGAAUUUUAAGGCAACCAGUAAAGCAUAAUUUGCAUGUAUAUAGUAAGUUUACUGACCCACACUUCUGCAGGCGAAAACCAUAGUAAGUUGAGUUACUGUAGUCUUCAUUGCAAGAAACAGCGAAAGCUAUUGCAAGUUUGAGACAAACUGUUUGACUUACUAUAGUUUUCUCUAGUAAGACUCUAAUUUUAGUUAUUCCGAUUAACUAUAGAAAUGUGUUUUAUUAUAUUUUUUUAAAUAGUACUGCUUUGCUUCAAUAAAUCUGUUACUAGUAAGUCUAGUCUAAAAUAAGUAUUUUUUCGUUAACUGUUUCGACGAAAACUAUAGUAAGUCUACAAAAUUUAGCAAAAAACCUAUUUUUUGUUAUGUUUGAUCUGUGAAAUCCCUUAAAACCCUUUAUAUACAUAAUAUAACAGAAAUUUAAAUUUGCAAGACGUAUUUCUUCCAAAGAUAACGUCAUUUACUGUUACUAAGUAUAGAGUAAGUAUGUUUUUUUUCUUAAUUGCUUCGACGAAAACUAUAGUAAGUCUACAAAAUUUAGCAAAAAAAAUGUGAUUUUUGUUAUGUUUGAACUGUGAAACCCUUUACAUAUAAUAUACCAGAAAUAUCAGGUUGUAAGGCGUAUUUCUUCCAAAGAUAUCGUCAUUUCUUAGAGCGAUCUCUUUGCGAAAAAUUUUCAAACGCGAUUAUCUCAGUUCAACCAAAAUUGAGUUACAAUAGUCUUCGUUGCAUGGAUCGGUAUGAAAUAAAAUAUUAUACACAGCCUAAAUAUAAGACUCUGUACGUUCGGCGCCUCGUUUUUAAGAAUCUAUUCGUAGGUACUAAGUCUCAAAUAAGUCACCCUUUUGAAUUAUCGAUAAAAAUUUUAAAUAUAGUUUAAAUUGUAAGAGUAUUCACGAAAUUUUGACAUUUUUAAGGUCUGUAGGGAGUAUACCUCGCUAAAUUGUGUUUGUAAAUAAAUAAAUAGAAAACAUGUUUGUUUUAAA